This is a messenger RNA of Lemur catta (Ring-tailed lemur), 539 nucleotides long. It is a transcript of the gene PHLDA2, whose product is annotated as pleckstrin homology like domain family A member 2. Lineage: Eukaryota; Metazoa; Chordata; Mammalia; Primates; Lemuridae. The record is from RefSeq and is a predicted model, not a curated record. Gene Ontology annotation, biological process: placenta development; positive regulation of apoptotic process. Bases 101 to 490 code for a protein of 129 amino acids. Gene Ontology annotation, molecular function: phosphatidylinositol phosphate binding. The transcript has a single exon.
CUAUAAAGGCUGCGCCGGGGCCACGAGGCGCAGAGCCGGUGCCGCCGCCGCCCGGGAGCCCUCGCCGCGUCCCGCGCCCGCCGCCCCGCGCCCGGCCGACAUGAAGACCCCCGGCGAGGUGCUGCGCGAGGGCGAGCUGGAGAAGCGCAGCGACAGCCUGUUCCAGCUGUGGAAGAAGAAGCGCGGCGUGCUCACCCCCGACCGCCUGAGCCUGUUCCCCGCCGGCGCCGGCGCGCGCCCCAAGGAGCUGCGCUUCCACUCCAUCCUCAAGGUGGACUGCGUGGAGCGCACGGGCAAGUACGUGUACUUCACCAUCGUCACCACCGACCGCAAGGAGAUCGACUUCCGCUGCGCGGGCGAGAGCUGCUGGAGCGCGGCCAUCACGCUGGCGCUCAUCGACUUCCAGAACCGCCGCGCGCUGCAGGACUUCCGCGGCCGCCAGGAGCGCGCCGCGCCCGCGCCCGCGCCGCCCGGGCCCCGCGCGUCCUAGCCCCGCGCCGCCCGGGCCCCGCUCGUCCUGGCCCGCGCCGCCCGGGCCC